Messenger RNA from Fomitiporia mediterranea MF3/22, 2240 nucleotides. RefSeq names its product DEAD-domain-containing protein. Bases 544 to 2034 code for a protein of 496 amino acids. Gene Ontology annotation, molecular function: ATP binding; nucleic acid binding. Gene Ontology annotation, cellular component: nucleus. The transcript has 7 exons. NCBI's taxonomy places the organism in Eukaryota, Fungi, Basidiomycota, Agaricomycetes, Hymenochaetales, Hymenochaetaceae. The record is from RefSeq and is a predicted model, not a curated record.
AAGACGAAGACGAAGGCCAAGACUCGGUAUCUCAAAAGGAAGAAGGAACGCCGAAAGCAUAGAAAAGCGGAGGCAACUCAAACUAAACAGGUCGCUGGCGUUGGCUGCGACCCUCUUGUGACUGCAGACCAUGCAGAAACUUCCUCUGAUUCCGAAAAUGAAGCAAAAGUUCUCAAACCCGUCCACGAGGAGACAAGGUCAACGGGACCACCUCGCAAGCGACGAAAAGUCGACCUGAACAUUGAAAACGAGUCGGACUUGGAUUCAGAAGAACAGUCUUCCUCUUCAAGUUCGGAAUCGGAAGUGGAACCCGAACAAACUACAGAAGUGCGAGAGGACUCUCCUGCCGCUACAGCUGCAUUCCCAUCUUUCCCCCUGCCUGUCGCACCUGAUGCGCCCUCAAAAGCAACUCUCGCCCUUCAAGGUCUCGACAAGGCGCUUCUUAGCGCAGAAAUAGUCGACCCUGCGAAAACUCUGCCCCUCGAUGCAAUUAAUGCGGGACGUAAUUCCAGUGCAGGCGAUCUACCUGUCAUUGGCGACAAAAUGCGGAAGAGGCUACUCGAUCUCGGAAUUAACGAGUUCUUUGCAGUUCAGACCGCAUUAUUACCUUUCCUGCUCCCUUCUAAACGUUGUUCACGGGCAUUAUACUUGCCAUAUGAUCCUCCGCAGGAUGUCUGUGCUUCGGCACCUACCGGCAGUGGCAAGACGUUGGCAUAUGUGAUCCCUAUCGUUGAGAUCCUGUCAGCGCGAAUAGCAACUAAACUGCGUGCUCUAGUCGUUUUACCAACACGUGAUCUAGUGCUGCAGGUGCAAGAAGUUUUCGAGGCUGUCGGUAAGGGCAGGGGCUUGAAGAUAGGCGUAGCAACGGGACAGCACUCAUUUGCCCACGAGCAAGGUCAACUGGUUCCUGACCAAGACAAGGGGUCUCAAGGCGGAGCCAGCAAGGUGGACAUUCUGAUUUGUACACCCGGCCGGCUUAUGGACCACCUCAACGGAACGCCCGGCUUCACGCUACAACACCUUCGGUUCCUUGUCAUUGAUGAGGCCGAUCGUCUUCUCGCACAGAGCUUCCAAGACUGGCUCGCACAAGUACUCAGUGCACUUCGUCCACCGACACAGUCAAUAAGUGACGGAGUUUCCUCUCUGUCUUUGAACAAGCCAGGAGCAUCGUCGAUACUUGGCUUUGGACAUGACUCCAUAGCACCAGCUUUCCUGCCUCACAUCCCGACGGACUUGGAUGACCCGAAGCACAGUUCAUGCCAAAAGCUACUAUUCAGCGCGACGCUCACUCGUGACCCGGCGCGAAUCGCAGCAUUAGGCUUACGCGAUCCGAAAUACUUCGUCGUCCAAGCUACUACAAGCAUUGAUAGAGACACUUCCGGUCCAGCUGCUCUUGGGAUGGAGAACUUCGCAAUGCCACCGAGCCUGAAGGAACAUUACAUCACGACACCCACGGCACGAAAGCCACUUAUACUCUUCCAUCUUCUGCACAACCGUGGUAUUUCUAACGCACUUGUGUUCACAAAAAGCGCAGAGUCUACGGCUCGUCUUGUCAAGCUUUUGGAGUACUUCGAGGUUGCAUAUCUCGCAUUGUCGGACACAGUGAAUCCUCCAAAGCGUAUCGUAGCGCAAGCGUAUUCAAGUGAUCUUCCCUCAGGAGAAAGGAAGAAUGUUCUAGAGAAAUUUAAGAAGCAAGAAAUAGACAUUCUUGUCUGCUCCGACCUUGUCGCUCGUGGUCUCGACAUCUCACACGUCGCACACGUCGUAUCAUAUGACGCACCAGUUGACAUUCGGAAGUACGUGCACAGAGCAGGACGUACAGCACGUGCCGGCCGAGCAGGCGACGCGUGGACACUCGUUGAAGAUCAGGAAGCGAAGUUCUUCAAAGAUAUGCUGAGGGAUGCUGGUGAGGGUCGACUUGAGCGCAUAUCGCGAGUGAGGGUGCGUGAUGCAGAGCUCAAGAAUAUGGAGGAUAGCUAUAUGGUUGCUUUGGAGGACUUAAAGAAGGCAUACAGCCGAUCCACUUCCACAUGAAUCCGAUGCAGUAUCAAAUUAUAUCCGCAUUUCUUCCUUUGGGACUUCCAAUUGUCGUGCCAUUCGGGAUGCUCCGUACAUGAUGCUAGUCUGACGUAUCUAGACGUCUUCAUGUGGCUUCAGCGAUUCUGGCACGGCUUCAUCGCAGUGCUGAUUCAAAUGUGACGCAUAAGUCGUAAGAAUGGGUGUCUUCUGCGCAAAAUACA